Cervus elaphus (red deer) is the source of this 1995-nucleotide messenger RNA. It is a transcript of the gene WBP2, whose product is annotated as WW domain binding protein 2. The transcript is spliced from 8 exons. NCBI's taxonomy places the organism in Eukaryota, Metazoa, Chordata, Mammalia, Artiodactyla, Cervidae. The record is from RefSeq and is a predicted model, not a curated record. Bases 84 to 1019 code for a protein of 311 amino acids. Gene Ontology annotation, cellular component: nucleus. Gene Ontology annotation, molecular function: chromatin DNA binding; transcription coactivator activity. Gene Ontology annotation, biological process: positive regulation of DNA-templated transcription.
UCCGACCGACGCCACCAGGGGCGGACCGAAGAAGGGCGCAAGCGCACUGCGUCGCCAGGCUCGGGACCCUUUUCCGAGGGACUAUGGCGCUCAACAAGAACCACUCGGAGGGCGGCGGAGUGAUCGUCAACAACACCGAGAGCAUCCUGAUGUCCUAUGACCAUGUCGAGCUUACGUUCAGUGACAUGAGGAAUGUGCCAGAGGCCUUCAAAGGGACCAAGAAAGGCACAGUCUACCUUACCCCAUACCGGGUCAUCUUUCUGUCCAAGGCGAAGGAUGCCAUGAAGUCCUUUAUGAUGCCCUUCUAUCUGAUGAAGGACUGUGAGAUCAAGCAGCCUGUGUUUGGGGCAAACUACAUCAAGGGGAUGGUGAAGGCUGAAGCAGGAGGUGGCUGGGAAGGCUCUGCAUCCUACAAGCUGACCUUUACGUCCGGGGGCGCCAUCGAAUUUGGGCAGCGGAUGUUACAGGUGGCAUCUCAAGCCUCCCGAGGCGAAGCCCCCAACGGAGCCUAUGGUUAUUCUUACAUGCCCAGCGGGGCCUAUGUCUUCCCCCCGCCAGUCGCCAAUGGAAUGUACCCCUGCCCUCCUGGCUACCCCUACCCACCGCCCCCACCUGAGUUCUAUCCGGGACCCCCCAUGAUGGACGGGGCCAUGGGGUACGUGCAGCCCCCACCGCCGCCCUACCCCGGGCCCAUGGAGCCUCCAGUCAGUGGCCCCGAUGUCCCCUCCACUCCUGCAGGGGCAGCCAGAGGCGGCGGGGAGGCCUGUCUCUGGGGCUCAUCCCAAAUGUGCGUCUUCUCACAGCUGAAGCCAAGGCCGCGGAAGCAGCUGCCAGCGCCUAUUACAACCCGGGCAACCCACACAACGUCUACAUGCCCACGAACCAGCCUCCACCACCUCCCUACUACCCCCCUGAAGAUAAGAAGACCCAGUAGACCCCGCCACCCCCUCCUCCUGCCUCCCCUCGCUCUCUCCUCCCCUCCCCUCCCCUUGGGGCUGAGUCGGGGUUGUGGGGCGUGAUGGGAAGGCCUUGUCCUUCCUCCAGCUCUGAUAUAAAACAAUUAUCAGGAACUCGCCUUGAGACAAGGGGGGCCCCUUGACUUGGGGUGGUGCCUCCCAGUUUCCCACACAAGCCCGGAGCCCGCCGGCUUCCUGAGCCGUUCCGUUGAGGGGCGGGGGGGCACCCGCCUCGUCCCCAUCCUGCUCUCGAAGCUUCUGCCCAUGGAGGGACUCUCUGGCCACCUCCUCUGCCGCAGUCCAGCUCUCUGAUUUUGUAGCCACUUUAUCCCCAGCCUCACAAGCCCUGUGAGCUCCCGCCCCCGCCCCAGGCGCCCUGCCAGCUCCCGGCCCCGCCCCAGGCGCCCUGUCAGGCCCCACUCACAUUCCGUCUGCCCUCCUCUGUGCCUGGCUGAGGAGGGCCACCUGCCCGCCGACUGUCCACCUGCAUUCCGUUCCCAGCCGACCUCGUCCCUUCACGCUCACCUUCCCGUCCCUGCCUCGUCCUGGGUCUUCCUCUCGCCUCGCCGCCGGGAGUGGGUGGCCUGAGGGCAGCCGUGGCUGGGGGCAGUGCCCCUCUGCUGCCUCACUGGUCUUUCUGGAAUUUGUUUCCGUUCACCUCUCCUUUCCCUCUAGAAGGGGCCUCUCAGACUGGAACUGGAGAAUGCAUGUCCAUUUGGGGGCCACCGGGUGGGCUGGCAACCAGCCCCCGGGGCCCGGCCUGGACGUUGACCGUGACCUCUUGCCAGCCCCUCAGCUUGCCUUCUUCCCUUUAAGCUUCACGCCUGGUUGGCAAUGUGUCCUCUAGAUGCACUAAAAUUUUGCUCUCACUUGCUCCUGGACUGGCUGUGAAGAGAGGAGAUGGUUAUUUAAAGAGGAUUCCCUAUUUAUUUGACCAAAAAAAAAAAAAUUUCAGUUAAUAUAUUAAUGUGAAAUAAAUCCUGUUUGCACCUUGAUUUGUCUGCUCAAAAUGUGAACUAGUAAAAGUGAAGUGACUGGA